Molecule: messenger RNA, 4853 nt
Organism: Salvelinus fontinalis (brook trout)
Lineage: Eukaryota; Metazoa; Chordata; Actinopteri; Salmoniformes; Salmonidae
Product: cAMP-dependent protein kinase type I-alpha regulatory subunit
Exons: 11
Coding region: 210-1349 (379 amino acids)
Biological process (GO): regulation of protein phosphorylation
Cellular component (GO): cAMP-dependent protein kinase complex
Molecular function (GO): cAMP-dependent protein kinase regulator activity
Source: RefSeq, a predicted model, not a curated record
GACGUCAAUGACUGCUAGUGAUUGGUCCUAAACCCGUAUCCGGUGGGGCAGCGGUCCAAGGAUUUGGAAAGUCGAAGGGAGAAAUUUGGUACGCUUGUGGAAAUAACAUCCAAACCGAGUCAGUGACGAAGGGCUCGGUAAGAAUUCGCGGGUUCUUUUCAAAGGUCAGAUUUGUUUACCAGGUCGUAGCGGAGCAGGAGCACAUCGUGAUGGCGUCGAGCAGUACGAGCAGUGAAGAGGAGAGGAGUCUGAGGGAGUGUGAGCUCUACGUGCAGAAACACAACAUCCAGCAGUUGCUGAAGGACUGCAUCGUCCAGCUGUGUACCUCCAGGCCUGACAGACCCAUGGCAUUCCUCAGAGAGUACUUUGAGAGGCUGGAGAAGGAGGAGGCCAAGCAGAUCCUAAACCAGCAGAAGGCCAGCAGCCGUUCUGACUCCAGGGAUGAGGAGGUGUCUCCUCCCAUGAACCCCGUUGUCAAGGGUCGCCGGCGGAGAGGAGCCAUCAGCGCUGAGGUCUACACAGAGGAGGACGCUGCAUCCUAUGUCAGAAAGGUCAUUCCUAAAGACUACAAAACAAUGGCUGCCCUGGCUAAAGCUAUCGAAAAGAAUGUGCUUUUCUCUCACUUGGAUGACAACGAGAGGAGUGACAUAUUUGAUGCCAUGUUUUCAGUUACCUACAUCGCUGGAGAGACUAUCAUUAUGCAAGGUGAUGAGGGGGAUAAUUUCUACGUCAUCGACCAAGGAGAGACGGAUGUGUAUGUCAACAAUGAGUGGGUGACCAAUAUCGGGGAGGGGGGCAGCUUUGGAGAGUUGGCCCUGAUAUACGGGACCCCCAGGGCUGCCACCGUCCGAGCCAAGACCAACGUCAAACUGUGGGGCAUCGACAGAGACAGCUACAGGAGGAUACUCAUGGGCAGCACUUUGAGGAAGAGGAAGAUGUACGAGGAGUUCCUCAGCAAAGUCUCCAUCUUAGAGUCUCUGGACAAAUGGGAGCGUCUGACGGUGGCUGACUCUCUGGAGCCGGUGCAGUUUGAUGACGGACAGAAGAUCGUGGUGCAGGGAGAGCCUGGCGACGAGUUCUUCAUCAUACUGGAGGGUUCUGCAGCUGUGUUGCAGCGUCGCUCUGAGAACGAGGAGUUUGUGGAAGUUGGGAGGUUACAACCGUCUGACUACUUUGGUGAGAUUGCCCUGCUGAUGAACCGUCCCCGUGCUGCCACUGUGGUCGCCCGCGGUCCUCUGAAGUGUGUGAAGCUGGACCGACCGCGGUUUGAGCGUGUCCUGGGACCCUGCUCGGACAUUCUCAAACGCAACAUCCAACAGUACAACAGCUUCGUGUCACUGUCUGUCUGAGGGGUUUUCCCACCUCCUGUACCCCCUAAUCCUCUUUGUAACCCCAGAACACCCCCUGUACCCCCUAAUCCUCUUUGUAACCCCAGAACACCUCCUGUACCCCCUAAUCCCCUUUGUAACCCCAGAACACCCCCUGUACCCCCUAAUCCCCUUUGUAACCCCAGAACACCUCCUGUACCCCCUAAUCCCCUUUGUAACCCCAGAACACCUCCUGUACCCCCUAAUCCCCUUUGUAACCCCAUAACACACCCCACCCCCUAAUCCCCUAUAACACCAUAACACAUCCCCUACCCCUGUACCCACCCCCUAAUCCCUUAUGUAACCCCAUAACACAUCCCCUACCCCUGUACCCACCCCCUAAUCCCGGAUGUAACCACAACGCCUCCCCUACCCCUGUACCCACCCCCUAAUCCCCUAUGUAACCCCAUAACACAUCCCCUACCCCUGUACCCAACCCCUAAUCCCGGAUGUAACCCCAUAACGCAUCCCCUACCCCUGUACCCACCCCCUAAUCCCGGAUGUAACCCCAUAACGCAUCCCCUACCCCUAAUCCCGGAUGUAACCCCAUAACGCAUCCCCUACCCCUAAUCCCGGAUGUAACCCCAUAACGCAUCCCCUACCCCUAAUCCCGGAUGUAACCCCAUAACGCAUCCCCUACCCCUAAUCCCGGAUGUAACCCCAUAACGCAUCCCCUACCCCUAAUCCCGGAUGUAACCCCAUAACGCAUCCCCUACCCCUAAUCCCGGAUGUAACCCCAUAACGCAUCCCCUACCCCUGUACCCACCCCCUAAUCCCGGAUGUAACCCCAUAACGCAUCCCCUACCCCUGUACCCACCCCCUAAUCCCGGAUGUAACCCCAUAACGCAUCCCCUACCCCUGUACCCACCCCCUAAUCCCGGAUGUAACCCCAUAACACAUCCCCUACCCCUGUACCCACCCCCUAAUCCCGGAUAUAACCCCAUAACACAUCCCAUACCCCUGUACCCACCCCCUAAUCCCGGAUGUAACCCCAUAACACAUCCCCUACCCCUGUACCCACCCCCUAAUCCCGGAUGUAACCCCAUAACACAUCCCCUACCCCUGUACCCACCCCCUAAUCCCGGAUGUAACCCCAUAACACAUCCCCUACCCCUGUACCCACCCCCUAAUCCCGGAUGUAACCCCAUAACACAUCCCCUACCCCUGUACCCACCCCCUAAUCCCGGAUGUAACCCCAUAACACAUCCCCUACCCCUGUACCCACCCCCUAAUCCCGGAUGUAACCCCAUAACACAUCCCCUACCCCUGUACCCACCCCCUAAUCCCGGAUGUAACCCCAUAACGCCUCCUCUUUUAGAACCAGGGUCCACCAAUGCGAUUUUGCUUCAAUGUCACUUAAAAUGAUCUUCCAUUUGCUUUGACUUUUUUUUUUACUCAUCUAAAUGUUACGCUACCCAUCACCUAGCUAUUAUAGUCACCUAUAGGAGCACAGUUAUGUUACAGUUUAAAUGUACCAAAUUCAUAUGGUAUGCUUUCACUGCAUUCACUGAAAUCUAGAAUUGUUUUCCUCUAGUUUAAACACGAGCAGUGAUUAGUAGGGGAUUGGCCGAGGUUAGGACAGGCCAUUGAUAAGAUGGGACAAUCAAACGUAACAUGGUGAAGUAACAGUCCAUGCUGAAUAUUGUUCAGAUAUUUUUAACUAGUUCGAUUCCAAUAAAAAUGUGUCAAUGUUGACAUCCUUACAAAAUAAUUCAUAAAAUUGUACUUUUUAGAAUUAGAAGAAUGCUGGGAGCAUAAUGAUUGCAUCUAAUUUCUUACGUAGCUUCCAUGCAAUGAUAAUCAAUGGUUAUCCUCCAUUGUUACUGUACAUUAAAUCGCAGACAUUUUCACAUUUUCUCAUUGUUUCCAUUGAUUGGUCCAUCAAUCCAAUUCACUGUUAUUUUAUCUAGUUUGAGAGUUUGUACAACUGAAUGCAACCAGAAAGUUUUCUGUUGGACAGCUACCAAACUAGUGCUAAAUGUUAGUAAUUGUUUUGCACUACUCGGAACGCAUAGAAGAUUCUUAUUAUGUCAGAAGCAGUGGAACUCAAAACAGGAAGUAUCACCAUGUUAACACACCUCUGAUUUGUUGGUACAUUAUUGGCUACAAUAGGGGGGGAAAGAUUAUUAAAUGGUUUUCAGUAUUCAGCAUUUUUCAGUAUACACCAAAUAACUUAAUCGCUAUGUUUUUAAACAGAAUUAUUAUUGUAGUUAUGACAAUUAAAGUUAUUGUUAUCUUUAUUGACUGAACAAACUAAUGUUAUGGCUAUGGUUUGGAAAGAUGGUAAAGUUAAGUAUGUUUAAAUGUCUUUUUGUAAAUGCUUAUUUUUCCAUAAAUUCUAUUUUAGGUGUUCAGUGUAAAUAAAUGCUUAUUCUUGUCAACCGAAAAAACAGUAUGUGACAGUCAUGGGUUAACCUCUUAAAAGUAGGCGAAAGGGCUUUUAAAGUAAAUAACAUAAAUCUGAAUUGUAGAUGGUUUUAAGACUUAAUUAUUUAUGUAUUUGAGCGCAAAAGUUAAAAAGCGUAAGAAAGCAUCCCAACUGUGGUAAUUCAGACAUCAGAUUAAAUUGUCAUGAGUUUUACGAUUAUAUCUUUAUUUUAAAGCAGCUUCGCUGUUAAAGCAUAGUGAAAAUUAUUUUAAUGUGUUUUUGAAACAAUCUGUUAUCUACUCUAUGCCUACCUACAACAUAGUGUAAAGUAAUGAAAUGGUAUUCUCAAACUGCCCCUGUCGAUCAAACAACAGUUGGUCAUUCACUACCAGCUUCACCCCUUGAAUCUUAAGAACACAUGUCAUUAGCUAUUUUUCUUCUAACUCCUGCAGAAAUCUAUAGUCUAAGUUGUAUUCCUGUUCAUUCCUGCCUCACAGCUUGCACCACACCCCUUUCUAACAGAAAGGACCCUUACAUACAGUAAUGCUUUUACCCCUUUCUGAGAUAUUGUCUUUGUUUAGGCUCUUUCAUGUUUCCAAUUUUAAUCUUAUGUACAAAACAGUAUGGCUGGCUGGAUGGAUGGACUUGUGUAACCGUAUGUAUGUUCAAAACCAAUCAACAUGAUACUGAGUCGAUUGCAGUGUUGCCUACUUGGUCCAAAACUUUUGUAUUGCUUUCAGAUUGUUGAUGUUCUGGAAUAUUGCAGGUGUCUAUUUGCAGUUCACAACCCACCAGUGGUUUGCUGGUGUUUCUUCACAUAAAAGUACUGAUAUGGUAAAACACAUCACAAGAUUAAUGCUCACUAGUAGGCACACUGCAAUCCACCUGGUUUGCCUUAGCUUAUGUAACCUGGGCGUAGACACUCCUGCUAGCCUGACCUUCAGCAAGUUUGCGGGGCCUGCAGCAGGCUCUGAGAGCUGCAGGUCAUCUGAGGACCAUUCUUUUUCUAUUCUACCCAAUGAGUGUACUCUGUUUGACUUCCUGUAUGUGCAAAGACGUUUAUCCUUUUGGUAUAGAUUGUUCCAGAUGGCAGUUUAAGCAAUAAAAAGGUAAAAUUA